This is a messenger RNA of Anas platyrhynchos (mallard), 1590 nucleotides long. The record is from RefSeq and is a predicted model, not a curated record. Lineage: Eukaryota; Metazoa; Chordata; Aves; Anseriformes; Anatidae.
UCGCGGGGCGGCGGGGCCGGAGGCGGCGCGCCCGGAGCGGGCUGGGGGCAGCGGGAGCCCGCCGCCGAGCUCCGGGGAGCGAGGGCCCGCCCGGGCCGAGGUCGGGUCACAGCUGCGGGGGGGGAGCGGGGCCGGGGGCGGGCAUGCAGGGACCCUCGGCAGGCGGCGGCUCCCCGGAGCGGGAGGCGGGGGCCGGCGAGCGGCCGCGGGGGCCGGGCCGGGGCAGGAGGGUCCGGUUCCGCAUGCCACACACCACCAUCGCGGUGCCGUCGGGCCGCGAGGAGGAGCAGCUCUUCUACCGGCGGCUGGACGGACUCGCGGCGCUGGGCCCCGCCGGUUUCACGCCGCUCUUCGCCGCCGAGGGCUGGAGCGACCUGACGGAGGACCGGCUGCUGCGGAAGCGCGUGGUGCGGGACGGGCAGGGCGGCCCGCCGCCGCGGCCGGGCCAGGAGGUGUCGGUGAAGGUGCUGGGGGCCCUGGAGGACGGCGGCCUGGUGGAGCGGGACCCGCGGCUCAGCUUCGUGCCGGGCCAGGGCGACGUCGUGCAGGCGCUGGAGCUGGGCGUCCCCACCAUGCAGCCCGGAGAGGUCUCCUUCUUCCUCGCAGCCUUCCCCUACGGCUACGGCCGCGCGGGCAGGUGGGGCCGGGGGCGGGGGGCGGCGCGGCCGGGCGGCGCAGGGGGCAGCCGGCGCUGUGCCCGCAGGGAGCCCGACGUGCCGCCCGAGGCGCCGCUGCUCUUCGAGGUGACGCUGCUGGAGGUGCGCGACAGCCCCGACCCGGGGCGGCUGCCGCCCGCCGCCCGCCUCCGCCUGGGCGCGCAGAAGCGGGAGCGGGGAAACGUCCACUUCGCGCGGGGCGACUUCGCGGCGGCGCUGCGCUCCUACCGGCUGGCGCUGCGGGCCCUCGACGGCGCCGCCCCGGCCGGGCCGCAGGAGGAAGAGGAGCUGCGGGAGCAGCGCGUCAAGUGCCUCAACAACUGCGCCGCGGCGGCGCGGCGGCUGCAGCGCGGCGGGGAGGCGCUGGCGGCCUGCGAGGCGGCGCUGCGCAUCAGCCCGGACAACGGCAAGGCGCUGCUCCGGCGGGGCCAGCUGCUGGCGGAGCAGGGCCGCGACGAGGAGGCCGCGCUCGUCCUGCGGAGAGCGCUAGAGCUGGACCCGGCCAGCAAGGUGCGGGCGCCGGGCGGGGGGGGCCGCGGCGGGGCCGUCCCCGCGCCGCCCCGCUGCAGCCCGGCCGCCUCUCCCCCCGCAGGCCGUGCACGCCGAGCUCUCCCGCCUGGUGAAGCGCCGCGCCCGGCCCGCCGCCCCCGAGGAGCGCCGCGACCGCCCGCGGAGCCCCGGGUGCGUCGGCGGGGCCGUGCCCGGCCCGGUCACUGCGCGGCCGCCCCGCGCCGCCGGGCCCCGCUCACGGCCGGCUCUGCCCGCAGGGCGCCGCAGGAGGGCGCGGCCUGAGCGGCCCCGGCCCCGCCCCGCGGGACGGCGGAGGGGCGGUGGCAGCGGCGGACCGGAGUGGGGACUGGACCCGGCCCGCGCCUCGCCGCUCCGCGAGGGGGCGGGGCUCUGCCAGGCCCCGCCCUCCCGGGCAGUGGGCGCG